AUGGCCGGAACCAAGUUUCAGUAUGAUGAAAGUGGCACCACUUUCUACUACUUUGUGCUAACAUUCAUGGCACUAGUGGUCAUUCCAGUCACCUAUUUUUACUGGCCGCGCAAAGAAAAACACGAAGAAGUGGAGACCACUAGUAAGAAAAAGAAAUGCCAUUGUGAUGCUUGCGCCAUGAAGCAGAAUUACAUGAAAUCAAAAGAACCUACACAACAAGUGAAACAACGGUUUAUUAAAAUCGGCAUCAUUAUUUCCUGGAUAUUCCUGCUGGCAUUCGCCUACAAGGUGGCCCACAUUCAGCCGGAUUACGUCACAUUUGACCCGUUUGAAAUUCUGGGCAUUGACGCCGGUGCUUCAAAGGCGGAAAUCAAGAAGGCCUACCACAAACUGUCGCUCGUCUACCACCCGGACAAGGAGACGGGCAAUGAAAAACGUUUCAUGAAGAUCUCCAAAGCCUACGCCGCCCUGACGGACGAAGCUUCGCGGAAGAACUGGGAAGAGUACGGAAAUCCGGACGGUCCGGGGGCGAUGUCCUUCGGCAUUGCCCUGCCCUCGUGGAUCGUCGAGAAGGAGAACUCGAUGAUCGUGCUGAUGGUGUACGUGCUGCUGCUGAUGAUCGCCAUGCCCAUCGGCGUGCGCAUCUGGUGGGCGAACUCCUCCAAGUACGGCGGCGGCUUCAAGGUCCUGCUCGACACGUCGCAGCUCUUCUACUUCUACAUCCACAAGACGCAGACGAUGAACAUGCACCGCGUGCUGAAGGUGAUCAGCGGCGCCUUUGAGUUCAACAAGGAGCACAACGGCGAAAUUGUGGAGCGGCCCUCCGACAACAAGGACAUCCCCAAGCUGAUCAAGGAGAUCCCCGCCACGCCGCAGGUGCAGCUGAUGCCUGACCAGCGCGACCCGCCCCUCUGCUUCCCCUACAGCAUCAAGGCGCGGUCGCUGCUGUACGCCCACCUCCACCGCCUGCCCCUGCCGCAGACGACGCUGGACGUGGACAAGAAGUACAUCCUCGCAAAGUGUCCCUACCUCAUUCAGGAGUUCGUGCAGUGCGCCGCCCAGCUGACGCUGCUCGCCAUCACGCGGCGCAUUCAGCGGUCGCCCAGUCUGGAGACGAUUGAGAACUCCAUGAAGCUGAAUGCGCUGCUCGUCCAGGCGUUGCCCGUCAACAAGAACCCGCUGCUGCAGCUGCCGCACGUCAACGAGGAGAUGCUGCGGCACUUUAGCAAUCGCAAGCGGAACAUCCGCAACAUGACGCAAGUGGCCCAGCUGGAGGACUCCGAGCGGCGGAACAUGCUCCGGCAGCUGAGUGACGAGCAGUACGAGGACAUUGUCGAGUUCCUCGGCCACCUCCCUCUCCUCGAGGUGGACGUCCGCUCGGAGGUGCUGGACGACGAGGACGGCGGGAAGAUCACCGCCGGGGCGCUGGUCACCGUUACCGUCACCCUCACGCGGAAGGACAUGUCGGCGGUCUUCAACAAGAGUGAUUCCCCAGCGGUGGACGGCAGCGGCGGCGGAAAUGCUGCUGUUGAUGAUGAUGACGAGGAUGAGGACGCCAACCAGGUGCAGAACAGCAACAACAAGCCAGCAGCAACUAAGCAGACCAAGGCAGUGUGGAGCAAGUCGAGCAAUGCCAAGAGCAAGAAGAAUAAGGGCAAGAAGAACAAACCGCCGCCGAAUCGAGGUCGUCAGAAUCAGAACAGACCUGGUCAGAGUGCUGCUCCUGCUCCCACGAUUUCGGCGUCUUCUUCCACUGCGGUGACCAAAUCGUCGCACUCUGAACACGGCGAUGAGUCCAAUGACGAGGCAGAUGCGCACGGCUCGGGCAAUGAAUCAAGUGAGGUCGACUCGGAGGAGGAGAUUGAGGGCGCCAUCACCGAAAACGGCGGCGUCGGCCACCUGAACGCCGGCGACGACGACGACGAGAACGACUGGGAUGAUGACAUCAAGCCGGACGUGCCGAAGAAGGACGUCUUCCAGGUGAUGUCCAAGAUUUCGCACAGCGUCCACUGCCCGUACUUUCCCGAGGACAAACAGGAGCACUGGUGGAUCUACAUCACCGAGCGGAAGAAGACGCUCAGUCUGAUCACCGUGCCCUACUUCAUGACCAAUCUGGUGGAGAAGGAGGACGUCGAGCUGAAGUUCACCGCGCCGAUGAAGCCCGGCUCGUACCAGUACACGGUCAAUGUGAGAUGUGAUUCCUAUGUCGAUAUGGACUAUGACAAGCAAAUUAAGAUUGACGUUAAAGAAGCGCCCAAAGAAAUUGAAACGCACCCUCAGUGGGAAAUUUCCGAGGAUGAAGAGGACCAGGAUCAGGAUGAUGACAGUGCUGUCAGUGAUUCGGAUCUGGUAGAGAGCGACAAUGAUGAUGAUGACUCUGAUGAGGCGGAAGAUGAUGAGGAGGAAAAGUAA
This is a messenger RNA of Rhagoletis zephyria (snowberry fruit fly), 2412 nucleotides long. Lineage: Eukaryota; Metazoa; Arthropoda; Insecta; Diptera; Tephritidae. The record is from RefSeq and is a predicted model, not a curated record.